This is a messenger RNA of Sphaeramia orbicularis (orbiculate cardinalfish), 3405 nucleotides long. It is a transcript of the gene ikzf5, whose product is annotated as IKAROS family zinc finger 5. The record is from RefSeq and is a predicted model, not a curated record. Gene Ontology annotation, biological process: regulation of transcription by RNA polymerase II. Lineage: Eukaryota; Metazoa; Chordata; Actinopteri; Kurtiformes; Apogonidae. The transcript has 4 exons. Bases 430 to 1701 code for a protein of 423 amino acids. Gene Ontology annotation, molecular function: DNA-binding transcription factor activity; RNA polymerase II cis-regulatory region sequence-specific DNA binding.
ACAAGAUGAACUUUCACCCCUGAGAACGGGGUUUAUUGUUUUGGUUAGGCAGUAGGUGGACAAACAUUAAUUUACCGAAUCCUUAGUGUUCUUAAUAAUUUACUCUUACAUGUACGGUGUGUAUAAAUAAGGACCUUAUCCACCGUGAACCGGUGCUGCUGCUGAAGAUGGUUUCUCCGAGAUAAGCUAGCGUUAGCUGCUGGCUAACAGAAUAUACGUAGCGGUGGAAACAACAUGAUGAUGAGGAGAAGAGGUGUGUAGGAGCGAUCGACGAAACAUCAGAUCGCACCGUUUUCCUACGUGUCACCCCUGGUUACCUGGAUUAUCCCGUCUGUGUGUCUGCAUAGCUGUUUGACUGCCUUUCCAAUAAAAGAAACUGAUCUGGUCACAUUUUAUACCUAUUUUUAACAGUGUUGGACAUUUGCAUCAAUGGGUGAAGAAAAACCGGACACGUUGGACUUUGUGAAGGAUUUCCAGGAGUAUCUGAGCCAGCAGACUCAACAUGUCAACAUGAUAUCAGGCUCUGUUAGCGGCGUCAAGGAGGCGGAUGAGCUACCAGCCGACUGCAGUCAGAAUGGCCUGGAUCAUCCUUCAGUGGAUAUGUCCCUUGAGGACAGCUCAGGGAUCUUGGUUGAUGGUUUUGAGAGGACCUAUGAUGGCAAGUUGAAGUGCCGCUACUGUAACUAUGCUACAAGAGGCACAGCACGACUCAUUGAGCACAUCCGAAUUCAUACAGGAGAGAAACCUCACCGUUGCCACCUCUGUCCAUUUGCUUCGGCCUACGAGCGGCACUUGGAAGCCCACAUGAGAUCACACACAGGGGAAAAGCCUUACAAGUGUGAGCUAUGUUCCUUCCGCUGCAGCGAUCGCAGUAACCUGUCACAUCAUCGCCGCAGACGCCACAAACUUCUGCCAAUGAAAGGCGCUCGCUCACUUUCCCACAAGAAGAUGCUGAGUGUGUUACAGAAGAAAGCUAGUUCACUGGGUUAUGGCCGCCGCCUACUAAUCAAUUUCAGUCCCCCCUCUAUGGUGGUACACAAAGCUGACAAUGUCAGCGACUACUCCCAUGAGCUGCCCCACUUGAGACAGGAGACUUAUGAUAAUCAGAGUCGGGCAGGUGAGGAUGGGAUAUCUGCAAAUCAAAACCACCAUCACCAUGAUAUGGUCAUGGAUAACCCCCUGAACCAGUUGUCUACUUUAGCUGGUCAACUAGCAAGCCUUCCCUCAGAGUCCCAGGCCCAGACUCAGCCUCCUGUGUCUCCGGGAGCUGAGUCUAUCGUCGAUGAGAAGCCUUUCCUCAUUCAGCAGCCACACCCUGCCACAGCUCCUGUGGCUGUUACAGCCAGCAUGGCCCACGCCUCCUCUUCUUCACCAAUCACCCCAGAGCCCCGGGCUCCUCCUCACAGCAAUUGCAGCCCUGGAGGGGGACCCUGUAGUGAGCACAGUGGGCGAAUCAGUACGCCCAGUAUCUCCAACAGCCAACCCAGUACACCAGCCCCAGGUCUGUCUGCUCCCCUGCAGGACCCCCACAUGCUGCAUCACUGCCAGCACUGUGACAUCUAUUUUCCUGACAACAUCCUUUACACCAUCCAUAUGGGCUGCCAUGGCUAUGAGAAUCCUUUCCAGUGCAACAUCUGUGGCCACAAGUGCAAGAGCAAGUAUGACUUUGCCUGCCACUUUGCCCGUGGGCAGCAUAAGUAGUAGAUUAAUGAGAAGAAAGAACUAUAAACAGACUACUUUGUUUUAUUAAUUCCAUAGUUAUUUUAUUUAUUGGUAUUUUACUUGGCCUUGAUGUAGCCUAGCCUUUUAAAGUUGUACUUACACAGGAAGACAUUCUUUUUGUAUAUUUAAAGGUGCCCAUCCAAGUGUUUUUAUUAAGGGAUGAUCAGUGUUUUCAUAUUGAGAAUUUAUUUGUGGUGCUGUUGGUGAAAGUUUAUUCACCUGUUUUCAUCAAUUAGGAACAAGAAGCUUCUCAAUUACGAAGUCUGCCUUAUUUAAUAUAAUAACUUACCAAAUUUACCUGACUUGUACCUUAAGCAAUGUUCAAUCCAGUGUGAUGGGCAUGAAGGGUCGCAGAGCCAUUAUAAAAACACAAAUUUGGAAGUGUUGUUGCAGAGAUGUUUAUUCUCUCCUUAGUGGUAGUGUGGGCAUGAUUUGAGGUUAUGACAUCUAAAACAUGCAGAAAUCUGUGACCCUGAACUUGCUCAGGAUUAUCAGAUUUCACACAUCUACCUAUCCUUAUGAGGAUAUGAUGAAUAUUAAAUACCAGAAAGUACAAAAGGCUUUUGUAAGGAAAGCUAUAUUGUAUAACAAGGCCACCCAAAUAAAUUCUCAACACUACUGGAGCAGUGGGUAAACAUUGCUCAGAUACUUAUACAGGAGUGAAACUUGGCAUAGUGUGAUCUUACUUGAGCCUUGUUGAAAUUACUUCAGUGCUUGGUGCAUUACUACUAUUUCUUUGCAGUGCCUGACAUAUUCAUUUUCUUGGGUGUCCAUGAUGAAGAGGACUGUUAUUUUGAAAAUGAUAUAUCCCAUUUUUUUACAGUAAAGGAUAGGCCCUUGGAAAUGGAAAAAAGUCUGGCCACUGUAGCUUCCUAUGGUAGCUAAGAUUUUGCCAAAAUUCUGCUUCAUGAAUGCUGCUAAGUUACUUUGGAAUUAAUGCCAGCUCUACCAUGGGGUAUCUGCAUUAAAACCUGUCCAAAAUUUGGUUUUGGUCAGACAUCCAAGUGGCAACUAACUACUUUUUUAAGCCCUCUUCCCUACAUAGUGCCCACUCUUGGCAACUUCACUUAUUUUUAAUAAAAUUGAUUUCCAUAGUCUUUUAAAUACAUCAACUCACUCUGAUGUUUUGAUAUUGUAUGAGGUCACUUUCAUAUCCUGUAGCUCCAUGUUUAGGACAGAAUUUCCAUGUAUUGUGUCUUCAGUGAAAACUUUUUCAGAAUUGCCAUGUAGCACCAGGGAUGCCAUGUUUUAACCUUUGUGAUAACACUCACUGAGAUCCCCCAUUUAACUUGUGAUCCCAGUGCUUUUCUGAAUAUUUAUUGAGUAUUGUAUUCUGAGUGGUUGGAUAGAUGUUCAGUGUCAAAACAGCAAACUCAUGUUGCAGUAAGAUUGCUAAUUUAGCAAGAUUGUUCUUUGUCUAGGGUAAUGUUGUCUGUUGCUUAGCAACAUGUGUGGAGGACAUAGUUACUGUUUAGGACCACUUCCUCAUCUCCAUGCUUACCAGUAAUAGGGGCAUCCAGUACAGACGCCUUAUGUUCUCUGUGUCGUAGGUUCAUAGAUAAUAAUAAUAAUAAUACUGAAUGUUGAAGCCUUUUGGCUAUCACUCUUUCCCUCUGGGAUGAAAAAUCAUUUUAUUGUGAGACUGAUGGAUCUAAUUUAUAAGUAAAGUGUUUUCUAACAGAG